This is a messenger RNA of Pygocentrus nattereri (red-bellied piranha), 3623 nucleotides long. RefSeq names its product neurensin 1 (gene nrsn1). NCBI's taxonomy places the organism in Eukaryota, Metazoa, Chordata, Actinopteri, Characiformes, Serrasalmidae. The coding region runs from base 139 to 732 and encodes 197 amino acids. Gene Ontology annotation, cellular component: transport vesicle; neuronal cell body; neuron projection. The transcript is spliced from 3 exons. The record is from RefSeq and is a predicted model, not a curated record. Gene Ontology annotation, biological process: nervous system development.
AUAAUGCCGCGCAUGCGCAGUGCGGUUGCUCCGUGUGCGGCUGCUGUGUGAGGAGCGGAGCAGAGUGAUGGGAGGCAGCAGGUGAAGGGGCUACACGGAGAGAAGAGCACCGCAGCCAGGGCAGGACAGAUGUGAAGGAUGACGUCUUGCUCAGAGAUCUGUGGGUCAGAGUAUGCUGACCAGGGCCUGGGGCCAGUCCGGGGACCUCAGCGCUAUGGUGUGCGCUCCUACCUGCAUCAGUUCUAUGAGGACUGCACUGCCUCCAUCUGGGAGCGCGACGAGGAUUUUCAGAUGCAGAGAUCGCCAAACAGGUGGAGCUCUGUCCUCUGGAAGGUCUGUCUCGCGCUAGGGGCUUUGAUUCUGGUCGCUGGUUUGUCAGUGCUCUUGGUGGGCUAUGCCACCCCACCCCGGCUGGAGGCCUUUGGUGAAGAUGAGUUGCUCUUUGUGGAUGGCCGAGCUGUGCGCUUCAACCGUGCCCUGGACGCCUGCAAGUUGGCUGGUGCCGUGCUCUUCUGCGUGGGUGGCAGUGGCAUGGCUGUGGGCCUCUUGCUGGCUGCCUGCACUCAGGGCGGCUCCAAAGAGGAACUCCGGCUCCAGCAGCGCUUCAAAGAGCGACUGGCGGAAAUCCAGGCCUCAGUGCAGCCAGUGACCCGCGCACCCACACCUGGAGAGGCCAAAGUGCCUGUCACUCUGUCCAAGGUCCAGAAUGUCCAGCCUGGGGCUGAGACCUGACCUGAGCUCUGACCCAGUCCCUCCCAUCGCCAGAAAGAUGGUCCAGAGCAAGCUUGUAGUGAGACGCUACACAACCGUUCCAGGUCCAGUAGAGCUAGAAAACACUGCAGCUAUUCUGAUGCAUAUUGUCAGUCUAUAUCAAGAGUAUUUCUGGUAAUUGAGGUAUUAUAGACCACUUGUUAAACUGGUGCUCUUCAAUCUAUAUUAGACAGCACAGACACACUCAUGCGUGGAGAUGACUGCUAGCAGUGGUCUAAAAAACAAAACAACAACAACAACAACAGAAAAACAUACUUAGAUCAAGUUUAGGCAGCUGUUAGCCAGAACCACUCCUUAAGGAUGAUUUCCUCAACAUAUGUUAAGCCUAGACCUGGACUAAACUGCACAGUCUAAAGAUGCUAUGAUUUUAAAGCUAUUCUGUUCACAGUAACAUUAUUGUAUGUUUUUUUAAACAAGGUAUGUAUUAUUAUUUAAGAAGUUAGCAUAGAUUCCUCUACACCUCAGAGCAAUUUUAUCUCAGCAAGAAACAAAAGAACUAACAGUUUAUCAACUGUAACGCAACCAAUCGCUUCCAACAGUAAUCAGAUUACAGUUCUUAUAGGUUACUGACCAUUCAUGGUUAUAUUUACAGUUCUGUCUAUAAAUUUAAGCAGGCCACCUACUUACCACCUCUUUGAAUCUAUAGCAAAUGUCUUAAUUUCAUCAUUUUAAAAUCCCAGAGUGUAUAUUUAAUAACAAUUUUCUAUUGAAGUCCAGUUCAGUCCAGGCUAGACUUAACAUUAUUUUAAGCCUAUCUUAGCAUAGGCUUAAUCUGUGUCCAGAUAUCUCAGCCUCAUGUUUGCAGAUUCAUAUGAUUUGGCACGAAUCAACUCCUGUGGAAAGUUAUAAACAAUUAGGAUCAGAUUUUGUGAUGUUACAAGAUCAGGUUGCAGACCACCAGCCCAAAGAGUCUGUGCACUUAUGACCAUGUGAAAAUGUGUUUUGAUUGUCAUUCUUGCAAAUUAUGAUAUUGAACCAAUAUUUGAACCAAUAUUUCAACAAGAUUCAUCCCCUAGUUGCUGAAUUAAUUUUAGUCAUUAACUAAUGGUUGUUGUGUUUUGUUAUAACCAACUGCUUCAGAAGAAAUAGUCAUCCUGUUUGUCGCAUUUCACAGUUCAGUAUGCAUUAUACAUCAAAAGAGAAGUAUAUUUUACAGAAAAUAAAAUAUUUAAGUCUAUACCAUUCUGAUUCAAGGCUGGAAAUUUGCUGCUCGUCAAAAACUGAACAUCAGUUGCAGGGGAUUUUGUUCUGACAUACCCCAUUCAGACACAAACGUAUCAAAUCAAUAUGAGAUGAGCAUUUUUUCUCUCAUGUAGUGUUAAACCCCACUAAUGUAACACAAAUGCUUUCAAAUGGGCUAACAUACUCACACAUCUUGAGUGCAGAUUUCAUCUUCUCGACUCUGCACGCAAAACAAAUGCAUUAUGAAUCAGUCCAGUGAAUCAACAGCAGCUGAGACAGAAUGAAAUCUGCCAUUGAGGGUUCACCAACAUUACAUAAUGGAUUAUGUCAUAGACCUCUUGGCUAAUCUAGUCCAUCUCCAUUCUGACCAAAUUAUCUAUCCAUGUGGAGCCCACAGUUCCUUCUUCAGCCUCAUUCACUACACAUUGCACACACUGGUUUAUUAGAGCACACUCUCGCUUUGGCCCACGCUCUUGAGAUUUUUCUGCUUUAUACAGUAGAGCCUGUGUCGCUGCUUUGCAUCACUGUCAGUCACUGCUAUUUAUAGUAGCUCCUGUAGGCUUAUCAGCAUUUUUCCUCAAGUGAAAAGGUGCCAUUUGAUCACAUUCCUACAGGCACCCAUAAAAGUUAAAAGCCAGCAUUUGCUAACUUUUCAAUUUGCAUUGCUCUGUUUCUCUGUAAGUUACCCUUAUCAGUGCAACAGCUGUUUGGUCACACCAUUUCAGCAAACUCUCGAGAUACAUGGUAAUUUCUCAAUUGAUGAUUUCUACUAUAAACUGGACUAUACUUUACCCAAUUAUGCUAAUAUUACAAAAUAUUAAUUAGAAGACCAAUUAAAAUAUUACAAGAACAUAUGCUACAUUGCAGGUAAAAGUUAGUAAAAGUAGACGUUUGACUCAAGCAAAAGUUCAAGUAGCUACCAAAACCAACUUUUAACUAUGAGUAAAAAAGUAUCACAUCCUGCGUCACAUAUAAGACUAUAAUAGAACACACAAAACGGAAUUAUAAACCAAAUGUGAAUGGCUAAAAAUGGAACUAAGGAAAAAAAUCUUCCUUAUCGACAUGCUUGAGCAGAAAUAAAAAAUAUUACUAUUGUAAAAAAUUUUCAUAAAUCCAGAUCCAUCAAAAUUUCACUUACAGAUGUGGAAUCGUGUAAAUGGAACUUCUGUUUUCUGACAACUGCAUUGAGCACAAGAAUACAUUCAUUAGCAGUUUCUUUACUUUACUGAUGACACUGCAUAGCAAAACUAUAACCCAAAGAGUUUCAAAUCUGUACUGCUUUCAUAAAAUAUAACUAAUGAAAUAACCCUUGAGCUAAAUUUACUGGGGCAAAAAGUAUCAGAACAAAAGCAUCUGGACACACUAAGUCUUAAUUCCUUUAACCCAACUAUAAAGUCUGUGCAUCUGCUUUGAUAUUUUUCUCAGUGACGUAUCAGAAUUACGUUGAAGUCUGAAGGGGUGUCGUACACCAUGUUGAUAACACUCUCAGUAUGACAACUAAAACCUCUGGAUAAUAUGAAGUGCUGUAGUUCACAAUGAAAUAGCUUUUUAUGUUGCAACUGAGGAGUGCAAAAUGUGCACAAAAUAUCAGAAAUGUUCAAAGCUACAAUUCCUCUGCUCUUGGAACUUGUCUAUUUUUCGACAAAUGAAUAAAGAUGGAUUUAAUGUUA